AUGAUUUUCACCCUUAGUGGAAAUUUUAAUGCCGCCAAUGCAUGCAUUUUGAGGCUGUUGAAUAAACUUAUAGUCAGCCUUAUUAUGUUCAACUUAAACUUGACAGCAUACAACGACAUCGUGCUUUUUGUUUUAUUUUAUUUGGACAGAACUGAAUGUUUAGAUUUAUUUUCGUUGCAUGAAAGUUUUGAGUUGCAGAUGAAGAAGUGA
Molecule: messenger RNA, 210 nt
Organism: Clunio marinus
Lineage: Eukaryota; Metazoa; Arthropoda; Insecta; Diptera; Chironomidae
Source: the annotation of a GenBank genome assembly